Colletotrichum orchidophilum is the source of this 1185-nucleotide messenger RNA. RefSeq lists its product as uncharacterized. NCBI's taxonomy places the organism in Eukaryota, Fungi, Ascomycota, Sordariomycetes, Glomerellales, Glomerellaceae. The record is from RefSeq and is a predicted model, not a curated record. Bases 1 to 1185 code for a protein of 394 amino acids. The transcript has 2 exons.
AUGGCCGACAGUUCUUGCAGCGGCUCCGCGCCGUUUAAGAGCCUCGUUGACCACGGCGUCCAAGAUCGAAGCCUGCACCGAGAUCGGUUUUCCAGUGCACCUAGUUUGCAGCAAGGCUUUCGGUCUACAAAUCAACCCUAUUUGGCGCCGGCUCAAGCAGGCUUUGGGGAAUUCCGUGACUCCAUCGUAAACGCACAAAUAGUUCCAAACAUACCCCAAACUUAUGAUUUGUCGACAUCAAACUUCUCUCUAGGCCUGCAAAUGUCACACGCGCCAGCGGCUCUUGAUAGCCGACUACUCCCUCCCAACCCCUACCAGUCUGCGUCUCAGAUCCCGAGCACAGCCGCACGUGCAACCUCUCAGCCAAAAGGGUCUAUCACGUCGCCACCGCGGGCGUCAAGUUGGGCGCAAGAUUUUGCAGCAAUUUCUAAGGCAUCGCCAGGUGCUGGUAUUUACGCACCAGGAUAUUCUUCUUCACAAUACCCAGCACCUGCAGCAGGGUUUACGCACGACAUAAUGGGAUCGCAAUCGAGACCAUGGUUGUUCGGACCUCAGGGCAGUUCUUCUCCCGUCAGAAACCACGGGCUGAAAAGCAACGAGGCUGAUUUUGAUCUCGAAAUGAAUCGGUGGAUGGCGGCCCACGGAGACGGGCGGAUGGAGGACCUGGACGCCAUCAUGGAACAGCUUGCGAUGGAACUGGAACAAGAGCAACAAACGAGAGCCGCAACGCAAUCACCCACAGAUGCCCUCGACGGUUGUGCAGAUACUGCUACAACCUCUGCUUCACACAUUUCCGUCCAGGACGGGGCACAACGAACCGAAGGAGUCGCUGCCACAGCUGCUAUAACCCAACAGGUAUCUGGUAGCCUCUCGGGACAUGAAAUUGAUGCCAUCAGUGUAGCGACAAGAGCCAGCCUUUCGGACCACGUGUUGGACUUGGAACGCCUACGCCUCGACGAAGCGAAUGAGGGCACACCCGAACCUGCAGAACAAGGCCAAUCCUUUUCGGAUAUUUCGGAGGCGGCAAGACAGAUCCUCGAGUCAGUUCAACAUGAACAAGGAGACAAAUGGAAAAAUUCCAGGUUUUUGUCUCUCAUGAAGGACUUUCGAGAUGGGAAUAAGGACAUCAUCAACAAUGAGAUCCUCGAAACCAGCGUGAACGACGAGCAGAUAGUAGAAAAUUGA